Molecule: messenger RNA, 1608 nt
Organism: Symbiodinium necroappetens
Lineage: Eukaryota; Dinophyceae; Suessiales; Symbiodiniaceae
Source: the annotation of a GenBank genome assembly
AUGCCCCCCGCAAUCAUGGCUCACCCGGACCUGCGUAACCCCUACAAGAAAGUAGGUAUUGGUCCGGAAAAAGGCGCCACCGUUCUUGUCCGUGACAAAGUUGUCGUCUUAGAGCGCAUUCAACCAGGGGCGGGGCUAUGGGUGCUGCCGGAAGAUCUGACCCAGAUCAAUGGAUUUGUUCUUAAGCCUGAGGGUGCCUGUCUUGAUGAGUUAUGUAUCCCCUUGAAACAGGAUACCGAUCUGCUGAAAACAGUUGAUGGUCAACAGUGGGUCAACGCUACCGCGUUUGCGGAUUUGAUGGAGCAGGCCUACGUUGUUGACGAAGAUGCUCGGGUCUGGAGCUUUGGGGAGAUGCCGGCAACUCGGCAGUCUAUGUUUGCCAAUGCACAAGUACCUGAAUUUGAAAUUCCAGAUCGGCAGGGUAAUGUCGUUAGCUGCCAACUUGAUGUGUCCGUGUGGCAAUCCAUAUAUGAAGAAUUAAACGACCCCGAUUUUGUCAUCAUCUCCGCAGCUCAAGAUACCGGCGGAGAAGCCGUUGCGGGUCCAAUUUUUGAUGCGGCCAAAGCCAGUUAUAUCCAGAUUGUGGAUGUGAACCAUGCCAUCAGCAGCGCGUUCAAUUUCGUCAACGUACCGUCGGCCGCCUGGGUUGAUGAGACGGGCAGGAUCGUGCGUGUCGAUGAAGGCACCUACGCCAAAACCCAUCCUUUUGGUGGGACGGAUGCUUAUGCACCGGCACUGAAGGAUUGGGUGCGCAACGGCGCUGCAAGCCAGUACGUUCAAGCUGCGGCGACUGUGACUGAAAAUAUUCGCAAGCGGACGCCGGAACAGGAGCAGGCUGAAGACCUGACCCUUUCGGCAGAGGGAUCCGCGGGUGAAUCAUUCAUGAAGUUCCGUACCGAGUUCACGCAAGAAAAUAUCCUGGAGCCUGAUAUUGCCAUUGUCGACCCCCACCAUCACCUGUGGUUACGUAACGGCUAUACCUAUCUGUUGCCCGAACUGGCGGCAGAUAUGUCCAGUGGUCACAACAUUGUUGCCUCGGUCUUCGCGGAAUGUCACUCCAUGUACCGCCAGGGUGGGCCCCUGGAAGAACGUUCUCUUGGUGAAACUGAGUUUGUUCGUGGCCAGGCGGCCAUGAGCGCCAGCGGUGAAUUUGGCUCUGCGCGGGCGUGCGAUGUCAUGUUUGGCAAUGUGGACGUGAUGUUAGGGGCGCAGGUUGAACCCCUGUUAGAAAAACAUGUUGAUGUUUCAGGGGGCAGGUUUCGCGGCAUCAGAAUUUCCAGUGGCUGGCAUUCUGAUGAUGCCAUUCAUAAUGUUUCUCCAGUUGCACAGCUGCUGCUGAGUCCGCAGGUCAGCGCUGUGGCAAAAGUGCUUACUCGUAUGGAUAUGACCCUGGAUUGCUGGGUGUACCACACGCAGCUGACAGAAGUGGCGGCACUGGCAGACGAACAUCCUGAUCUGACGAUUGUGCUCAACCAUGUUGGCAGUCCGAUUCUGGGUGGUCCCUACCAGGGUAAGACGGAUGAAGUAUUCGACGCGAGACCGCAGUCUGCCGCCUGGAUCUAUGGAAGUGGCGGCUGCCUGGCAACGCUGGAUCGAUUUUUGUAUUGA